AUGCGCCGACGGCACGAUGCAGGACAUCUCACCAUGCGCUUCCUUCACUCCUUCGCCGUCGGCAGCUUGCUCUGCGCCUCCGCCGCCGCCCAAUUCCCGUCGACCUCGGUCAAUCUAACCACAAUCACUUCUCCCGUAGACGGCAACGUCACCGUCCGCUACAAGAUCCCCAAGGGCGCCUGCAAAACCGCCUAUGACAACCAGCAACAAUAUACAGGAUGGGUUAAUGUCCCGGGCCCGUUCCCGGCCAAUAUGUUUUUCUGGUUCGUCGGCGCGCGCGAACCGACCGACACCAUGACCAUUUGGUUGAACGGCGGGCCUGGCGUCAGUUCGUUGUUUGGCAUGUUCACCGAGGUUGGCCCUUGCGAGGUUAUUGAGAAAGGCCUGGACCAGUACGAGACUGUUGCCCGGGAAUGGGGCUGGGACCGCGCUUCCAAUAUGUUGUUCAUUGAUCAGCCUAACCAAGUCGGCUUCUCCUACGAUAUUGCAACCAAUGGCUCAAUAGACCUAUUUAAUGCCAAUCAGUCGACACCACCGCAACCGGUUCCCAACGGCCAGCCGCCCGCGACGUUCCUCAACGGCACCUUCAGCUCAUUGAACACCAACAACACGGCUAACACCACGGAGACGGCCGCGAUGGCAAUAUGGCACAUGCUGCAAGGGUUUCUGGGCGCCUUCCCCCAGUACAACCCCCCAAACAACAGCGCCCUUGGCAUCAACCUCUUUGCUGAGAGCUACGGUGGAAAGUAUGGGCCUGUCUUCUCUGAUGUGUGGGAGACGCAAAACGAGAAGCGCAUAAACGGAACCUUGUCAGCCAACAAGACGCUCGAAAUCCACCUUACUUCCCUGGGCAUUGUGAACGGCUGCAUCGAUGACCAGGUUCAGGCCGCAUACUACCCAGCUAUGGCCAUAAACAACACGUACGGUUUUAAAGCUAUGAACGACGUUCGCGCAAGCCUAGCCAACGGUAGCCUGUACACUACCGGCGGCUGCCUGGACCUUAUACGACAGUGCCGUACUGCUAACUCGGUUUAUGAUGCUAACAAUACCGGCACGGUAAGAGAGGUAAACAGCUUGUGCUCGCAGGCGUACAGCACUUGUAACGAAAAUGUUGUGACACCGUACGCAGAGUCGGGGAGGAGCUGGUACGACAUUGCGCGCAAGAACCCAGACUCGUUCCCGCCAAACACAUACCUCGAAUAUGUGAAUACCGCGGGCUUCCAGCAAGCCAUUGGCUCCGUCGUCAACUUCACCAUGACCAGCGAGGCGGUUCUAACGAACUUCCAAGCAACGGGUGACCACAUGAGAGGUCCUUUGAUCCCGAAGCUAGCCCGCCUCCUGGAGCGAGGCAUUCGUGUUGCUCUCAUAUACGGCGACCGCGACUAUAUCUGCAACUGGCUGGGUGGAGAGGCCGCUUCGCUCAAUCUAGCCUGGCAGGCCGGGUCCGUCUACGGACAGCGUUUCAGCUCCGCCGGUUACGCGCCCAUCAUUGUGAACGAUUCAUACAUUGGCGGCGCUGUCCGACAGUUUGGAAACCUAUCGUUUAGUCGCAUCUAUCAGGCCGGCCACUCCGUUCCGGCCUACCAGCCGGAAACCGCGUUCCAGGUCUUUGCGCGCGUCAUCCUUGGCACAUCCAUCUCGACGGGCGACCAGGUCAACUUGGCUGUUUACAACACGUCAGGGGACGCCCGCGCCACCCACACGGACAAGCUGCCCGACUCGCCGGAGCCGACGUGCUGGCUGCGCGCUAUGCAGACUUCCUGCAGUAAUGACCAGGUCAAGAUGCUCCAGCAGGGCAACGGUGUAGUCAUCAACGGCGUGCUAUACAGUGCGUCCAGCGACUGGCCUUUGGCUACACAAGCGCCGACUUCGACGCAACCUGCCGCAUCGUCCUCGACGACGGUACUCACGGGUGUGUUCACAGCCACAUCCACCCCCAAGAGCGGCGGUGCCGUCCACGGUUCCCGCGACUCGUUUGGCGCAUUAGUAACAUUCUUCGCUGUCGUCGUUUUGCUGGGCAUGGUAGAGUUCUAG
Colletotrichum truncatum is the source of this 2034-nucleotide messenger RNA. Its product is annotated as carboxypeptidase S1 (serine carboxypeptidase). Gene Ontology annotation, biological process: proteolysis. The record is from RefSeq and is a predicted model, not a curated record. Gene Ontology annotation, cellular component: fungal-type vacuole. Gene Ontology annotation, molecular function: serine-type carboxypeptidase activity. NCBI's taxonomy places the organism in Eukaryota, Fungi, Ascomycota, Sordariomycetes, Glomerellales, Glomerellaceae.